AUGACCGAAGACAUGAGCUCUCAAUUCAACACGUCCAAUCUGGAGACGUCGACCGUCAGUCUUCUGGAUAUUCUAUCUACCGCCAGUCCGCCAGCGUUAGAAUGCCUUUCCUGCCAUCCCAAAGCCUACUUCAUCAUUUUCGGCAUCAUUUUCUCCGUCAUCAUCUGUGUAGGCGUCAUUGGCAAUGUCUUCAUAAUAUUCGUGAUCAUCUGCGACAAGAAGCUGAUGAACUCGUCGGUAAACCAGUUCUUGCUGAAUCUGGCCUUCGCUGACCUGGGAAAUCUUAUAUUCUGCUCUCCGGACACGAUACUCGUGCUCGUGGACCGAGGAUGGCUUCUUCCGGAUUUCGCCUGCCACGUCCUGCGUUUCUUGCAGGAAUACUUCCUGUACGCCAGCGUCCUACUGCAGGUACGUUCUUUAUUGCGGAGAUCAGUCGGCUUUAACGAUCUCUGGAAAAAUAAUGCGAAAGGGAAAACUUGUGUCAUUUUGUAGAUGGCAAUUGGUGUGGAGCGUUUUCUUGCGAUCUGCUCUCCUAUGCGGAUGCAGCGUUUCUCCACCAAAACAACGGUAACAAGCCAAACUAAAACCUCUUUUAUUUCUCGAAAAUAAUUUGGAAUAAUGUCAAGUCUUGAGCAUAAGACCAAUUUAGAAGGUAAUUUGAAUUUUUUCGAAGGUGUGCGUCUUGGUGGGCGUCUGGUGCGUCGCAGCGCUUUUUGCUUCUCCUUACUUCCUAUACCAAGGGAUCGUAUUUCAUCACUUUUACUUCUGUUUCUGGAAAGGAAUUUCUUUGAGCACUAGGUAUCUUUUUUCUUGAUUUUAGCCGUAACUCAAAAGUUUUCAGAGUUUACUUCAAGUACUGUGAAUUGAUAGUUUUGUAUGCAAUCCCACUUGUCCUUCUCACUUCGCUGUAUACUGUAAUGUGCCGUGUCCUUUGGGGCAAAUCAACUACAAUUGCAAACCACAACCAGCAGGUGCAAAUCAACUCAAAAAGACUGGACCAGAUGAAACUUUCCAGGAAGCAAUUUUGAAGCUGCGUCGGUCUGUGGUUAAAAUGCUCAUUAUCUCCAUUUUGCUCUACUUUUUGUGCUAUACACCCAUUCAAGGUAAUUUUCAGUUUUUUUUUCUUCUUUUUGAAAAUCGUGGUGACUUUUGAGAAAAUUUUUUUCUGUACUAACAGACGAAACUUACAGUGUUGUUUGUCAUGGAGAAAAUGCUGGCAGUGAACGUCCAUCUUCCUCAAUGGUUGCGACUUCUGCUGAACGUCCUCUCCGUUAUGAGGUUUUUUCAACCGCUACUCGCCCUUAUGAUAUAUAAAUGGCAGAGUGUACUAUUGAUGUCAAAAAAAUAAUCUAAGUUUCCGGAAAUAUUUUUCUUUUUCAUAAGCUGCUUGAUUGUGGUCCAACAAUAAUCAGCGAAAAAAAUACUCGUUCGCUUGAAAUAUGUAUAAAUAUACAAAAAAAUUAUUGAAAAAUUUCAUUUUGGAUGAAGCAAAAUUAUUGGGUCAGACUUGAAAAAAGUUUGAACAAUAAACCGUUGGGCUUUUUUUAAGUUGUUUUAGUUUGACCUAGUUCGUGAAAAGAUCUUCAGGCAGAGUUGAAACUCCAAUAUUCAGACAUUCUAUUCCAAAAAGGAUUCUGCUUGAAACAAAAUGGAAGUUGCAGCUCGUCGACAAAUCCGAUCGUGUACAUCAUCUGCUGCCGACACUUCCGCCUGCGACUGCAUGACGCGGUGGCCGGCGUCUCUUCGCUCUGCUGCUACCUCCUGCCGACCAUCUCUCACUCCGAGUACGAGUGCGUCGAGGAGACGAUGACUACGAAGCUCUCGCGUUCGCCGUACGUCUCCUUUCGCAUCAACCGGCGACAAGCGUCGCGCAACAACCUCUCCACUCUUUUGUGA
Messenger RNA from Caenorhabditis auriculariae, 1896 nucleotides. NCBI's taxonomy places the organism in Eukaryota, Metazoa, Nematoda, Chromadorea, Rhabditida, Rhabditidae. The record is from the annotation of a GenBank genome assembly.